AAGAUAAAGGAUGACACAUUAAAGUGAGCCCACGUAAUUGGCCCUUCCUCUCUACACUCCCUGCUAUCUGAUGUCCAAAUACAUUAGGAUUCCCACUUUCUUUCCUUCUUUCCCAUUUUUUCUACCUACAAACUUGAGAGCAAUCUUUUCAACAUUAUUUUAAUCCUAAACACUUCCAUUCAUAGUGUUUAAUGACACAAAUCUUGUUUUUUCUUAUUUAAAUAAAAGACCAUUAAAUGAAUAAGUUGAGUUGAGAUUCUUCAUCCCCUUUGAAGCAUCCGAGUUUUUUCCCAAUCAAACCCCCAUUCCCAAAAGUCCGAUCAAACCACCACCACCACCGCCGCCGCGAGAUGUUUUCAACAAAAGAGAUGCCAUCGCCACAGUCAUUAUUCUCAGCCUACGCCUCCAUGGCUGGGUCCCUAAUGCUAUUCCGUUCGAUGGCCAACGACCUCAUCCCAGCCCCUGUCCGCUCAUACAUUGGCGCCGGAAUACGCCGCUUCUUCAACUCCCACUCCACUUCUCUGUUCACCCUCAUCAUCGAAGACACCAACGGAAUGUCCCCAAACCAAAUCUUCGACGCCGCCGAGACCUACCUCUCCACUAAAAUCACCUCCGACACUGCGCGCCUCCGCAUCACCAAAACCCCAAGAGAUAAACACCCAACUCUCCGCCUCGAAGCGGGCGAGAAAUUAACCGAUUCCUUUGAAGGAAUCUCCCUCUUAUGGACCUUCAAUUCCCACGGUCAAGACAAAAACCUCCAGGCCCCCAAUGACAUCACCACUCUGUCUCCACUAAAAACAGAGCGCCACUACUUCGAGCUGAAAUUCGACAAAACCCACCGACGGAAAAUCAUCAAUUCCUACAUCCCCUUCAUGCUCGAGCGCGCACUGGCCUUGAAAAACGAAGAGAGAGCUCUGAAAAUGUACACGAUAAACAGCUCCGGGUGCUUCAGCGGGAAAUGGGAGUCGGUGAAUUUGGAGCAUCCGGCGACGUUCGAGACGGUGGCGAUGGAGGCGGAGGCGAAGAGGAAGGUGAUUGAAGAUUUGGAGAGGUUUCUGAAGAGGAAGGAGUUUUAUAAGAGAGUUGGGAGGGCGUGGAAGAGAGGGUAUUUGUUGCACGGACCGCCGGGGACUGGAAAAUCAAGCUUGGUGGCGGCCAUGGCUAAUUACUUGAAGUUUGAUAUUUAUGAUCUGCAAUUGGCGAAUGUUCAUCAGGAUUCGGAUUUGCGGAAGCUGCUUUUGACCACAGGGAAUCGGUCUAUCUUGGUUAUUGAGGACAUCGAUUGUACUGUUGAGCUGCCGGAUCGCCGGCCUGGUGAUUGGUCCAGGAAUCCUUCUGAAAUUCAGCUCACAUUGUCAGGUCUGUUGAACUUCAUAGACGGGCUAUGGUCCACCUGUGGUGACGAGAGGAUCAUAAUCUUCACGACCAACCACAAGGACCGCCUGGACUCGGCGCUUCUCCGGCCAGGGCGAAUGGACAUGCACAUCCACAUGUCCUACUGCACCUUCCAUGGCUUCAAGCUUCUGGCCACCAACUACCUGCAAAUCCACACCACCCACCGCCUCUUCCCGGAGAUUGAAACCCUUCUCGAUGCCGCCGAGGUGACGCCGGCAGAGAUCGCGGAGGAGCUGAUGAAGAGCGAGGACGCUGAGGUGUCCCUUCAGUGCGUGGUUAAGCUGCUGAAGAGGAAGAAGCUGGAAGAGGAAGAGAAUGGAAAUGGCGAAGAAGAAGAAGAAGAAGGAGGAGGAGGUAAGUUGAGAGCGGCGAAGAGAUUGAAAGUUCAGGCGAAGAAGAAGGUGGCGGGAAUGGUUACGAGAAGGAAGUUUGUCGGACGCUGACAUUAAUUUCUACACAACUUCGAAAAUAAUACUCUUCAUAACUCCA
Cucurbita pepo subsp. pepo (vegetable marrow) is the source of this 1884-nucleotide messenger RNA. The record is from RefSeq and is a predicted model, not a curated record. NCBI's taxonomy places the organism in Eukaryota, Viridiplantae, Streptophyta, Magnoliopsida, Cucurbitales, Cucurbitaceae.